Ilex paraguariensis (yerba mate) is the source of this 1992-nucleotide messenger RNA. The record is from the annotation of a GenBank genome assembly. Lineage: Eukaryota; Viridiplantae; Streptophyta; Magnoliopsida; Aquifoliales; Aquifoliaceae.
CCUCUCUCUUACCAUCUUUCUCUCUUCUAUAUAUGUGCUUUGCUCCAUAGGUUUCUGUUUGGUAAAGCUUUGCAUCUGGAUGUUAAUUAUUUCUUCCAUUGGUUUUUUGGGUUUUGUUUUCUUUUAAUUCUUUGAAUAGUUGAAAGUUGUUCAAAGCCAAUCUUAGGAGUUAUGUGUGUCGUUUAAUGUUCUCUCAGUCAGCUCGUUUAGAAUUCGCGAGUUUGGUUUUCUGCCAAACCCUUCCAACUUCUAUGUAUGCCUACAAGGUGUUCGAUUAAAUGAUUCAGGACCCAAGAAUAUAAUACCCACCACCGCAUUAAGUAUUCCAUUUGGGAAAAAGGUUCAGUGUAGUGGGUUAUACUUCAAAUUUGCGUUGAGAGCUUUCUGCUCUCUGUCUCUCUGGUUAUUCUAUUUUGCGAUCAAGAGGCUCUCCAGACGUUUUUGAGUCCUCCCUUUUUUGCUUUCUUCCAACUCUCUGCUAUUUCUUGAUACUCUGGAACGCGUAAGUUACCAAGGAAAAACAUCUAUCGUAGAGAAGGGUUCAAUCUACAAAUUGGUAUAUAACCCUCUAACCGUUGUUCGUCUCAAGUUUUCACGGCAGUUUGCACAAUCCUCUCUUUUCACGCUAGAUUGUAAAAAAGAAGAGAAUACCAGUAGCAUAAAUAGGCUCCUUAUGGCUUAUGGAGGCACUGCUGUGGGACCCCCAGCGGCAACGGGUGGACCAUCAACUGCAAGACAGGUGAAGCUCGACAAAGAGUGUGAGCUGAGAGUUGAAGUUGGUCCAGACACUCCUCUCCGCCUCCGGCUGCUUACUGGCAAUGCCGAGAUCUUUGGCACUGAAAUUCCCCCCGAAAUCUGGGUGACCUUCCCUCCAAGGCUCAAAUUCGCUGUUUUCACUUGGUAUGGAGCCACAAUAGAAAUGGAUGGUACUACUGAAACUGAUUACACAGCUGACGAGACGCCCAUGAUCAGUUAUGUAAACGUGCAUGCUGUAUUGGAAGGACGAAGAAAUCGUGCUAAAGCAUUGCCCAGUGAUUCUGAUUCUUCUCAGGGACCCAGGGUAAUAGUUGUGGGACCAACAGAUUCUGGAAAGAGUACCUUGUCAAGGAUGCUUCUUAGUUGGGCAGCUAAACAGGGUUGGAAGCCAACUUUUGUGGAUUUGGACAUUGGCCAAGGAUCUAUAACCAUUCCUGGAUGCAUUGCUGCUACCCCAAUUGAAAUGCCUAUUGAUUCAGUGGAAGGAAUUCCUCUUGAAAUGCCUCUUGUUUACUUCUAUGGACACACAACUCCUAGUGUCAAUGCAGAUUUGUACAAGGUUCUUGUGAAGGAGCUUGCUCAAACUCUCGAGCGCCAAUUUGCUGGAAACGCUGAAUCUCGAGCUGCAGGCAUGGUGAUCAAUACCAUGGGAUGGAUAGAAGGUGUUGGCUAUGAGUUGCUUCUAAAUGCUAUCGAGACAUUCAAUGCCACUGUUGUGCUGGUUUUGGGUCAGGAGAAACUUUGCAGCAUGCUGAAAGAUGUCUUAAGAAACAAGCCUAACGUAGAUGUUGUAAAACUUCAAAAGUCAGGUGGUGUUGUAUCUAGGAGUGCAAAAGCCCGUCAGAAGGCCAGGAGCUACAGGAUACGGGAGUAUUUUUAUGGUCUUGCAAAUGAUCUGUCUCCCCAUUCGAAUGUUGCGAAUUUCAGUGAUUUGACUGUCUAUCGAAUUGGUGGUGGACCACAGGCCCCACGAUCAGCUCUGCCAAUUGGUGCAGAGCCUGCUGCAGACCCUUCAAGAUUGGUUCCUGUGAAUAUCAACAGGGACUUGCUUCAUUUAGUCCUUGCUGUUUCGUUUGCCAAAGAACCAGAGCAAAUUAUUUCAAGUAAUGUGGCUGGGUUCAUCUAUAUCACGGAUAUUGACAUCCAAAGGUUUGAAAUUUGCACUCUUGCCCAUAUUGAAGUGUCAUCUGCUGUUUAAAUACUGGUUUUAUUUGAUCCUUAUUAACCAUCAUUUUC